Messenger RNA from Wallemia ichthyophaga EXF-994, 693 nucleotides. RefSeq names its product Protein transport protein bos1. NCBI's taxonomy places the organism in Eukaryota, Fungi, Basidiomycota, Wallemiomycetes, Wallemiales, Wallemiaceae. Gene Ontology annotation, cellular component: late endosome membrane; endoplasmic reticulum membrane; Golgi apparatus. The record is from RefSeq and is a predicted model, not a curated record. Gene Ontology annotation, molecular function: SNARE binding; SNAP receptor activity. The coding region runs from base 1 to 693 and encodes 230 amino acids. The transcript has 2 exons. Gene Ontology annotation, biological process: vesicle fusion; endoplasmic reticulum to Golgi vesicle-mediated transport.
AUGAAUGCAGUGAGCUCGCAAGCCACGCGACAGAUAAACAAGCUGAAUGAAGAUAUUUCAAAAUUGGACAACGACAAAGGGGAGCUGUCGAAUGCGCUGACGGGGCAGAUGGCGGCGUCGCUAGCAGCGCUCAAUCGGACGAUUGACGACUACGAGCAGCUAGCUAAAGGAGAGUUGAACAGCGCCAAGCAGGAAAAAGCACUAUCUCGCUCCGCCGAUCUCCGCAAGGAAGCAAAGGCACUCAGACAGCGUUUCGAAAUAUCCAAAACGAAAGCGGGCGAGAGGGCAACGACAUCGCUCAGAUCUGAUCUCAUUGGAGGGAGUGGUGAUCAUCAACUACGAACUCGCAACGAUCCCCUUUUCCAGCCGAAUAGAAAUGCUCGCCAUAACACCCCUAACACUCCUCAUUGGGAUGAUCUCGCCGUCAGAGAAAACGAUUUCGCUCGUAACGCUAACUCUCAACUCGAUUCAUUCCUCGCACACGGAAGCAGUAUAUUAGAAAACAUGCGCGAUCAGAGAGGGUUGCUCAAGGGGACUAAAACAAGACUGCUCGACGCUGCCAAUGGCGUCGGUCUUGGUAGAACUGCAAUUGGGUUUAUUGAGAGACGAUCCGCUAAGGAUAUCCUCCUUUUCUAUAUCGGUGCUGCUUGCACUCUUCUCGUCAUGUUUGCCAUUUGGUUUUACCUUGGAUGA